AUGGCGGGCGGGCGGCGCGGCCCGGCAUGGCGGGUCGGGGCCGGGCUGGGCGCGCUGCUCUGCGCCCUCCAUGUGCAGGCAGCCUGUCGGGACACCACUGUCACCCAGGAGCUCUUGAAAGAGGGGUUUCACAGGGACCUGCUGGUGAAGGUAGAGCUGGGGGAAGAUGCAGGAGGAUGUGCAGUGGCCGCUCAGGUGCAUCUGCCACCAGGAAUCUACGUGGAUCCCUACGAGCUGGCAACGCUGCAGCAGCACAACCUGACAAAGGCAGUGUUGUUUCCUGACGCCGUUGACGUGGAGGCUCCCGAGUACUCGGCCAAGGCUCUGGUGCUGCUGCUGUUCCUGGAGCCGGACGCGCGCCGCUCCCGCGGCUUCCGCGGCGCCGUGCCCGUGCACGCCCGCUACCACCGGCCAGCCCGGGGCACACGCGAGGCCCUGGUGCUUCUGGAGAGCCCAGAGGUGCUGCUCUGCUGCUGCCACAGUGAGAUCCUCAUUGCUGCUCUUGGGCAGUCCCAAAUCUGGCUGUGUGUAAAUGAGGAAUCGCUGCUGAGGGUUCCUGUGGGGCUCAGGGAGCACGAUUCCCUGGUGUGUGCCCUGACCCUGCUCACCACAGGGCUGUGCUCUGCCCUGAUCCUCGCUGCUGCCUGCAAGUACGGACACUUCUCGCAGUGA
Molecule: messenger RNA, 672 nt
Organism: Motacilla alba alba
Lineage: Eukaryota; Metazoa; Chordata; Aves; Passeriformes; Motacillidae
Gene: PIGX
Product: phosphatidylinositol glycan anchor biosynthesis class X
Exons: 5
Coding region: 1-672 (223 amino acids)
Biological process (GO): GPI anchor biosynthetic process
Cellular component (GO): endoplasmic reticulum membrane
Source: RefSeq, a predicted model, not a curated record